AUGAUGAACGAAAGUGAUUACCUAACCGCUCUGGCGGCGAUCGCUGUUGAGGAUGAGCGACUUCAGCCGGAUUGGGCCUAUCUUGCCUUGGCCAUCGUUCCAUUGUUUUGCAUCCUUGGCAACUGUAUGGUUGUGGCGGCGGUUUGGACAACGAGAAGUCUUCAAACACCGACGAAUCAUCUUCUGGUUUCAUUGGCAAUGGCUGAUCUCAUUGUCGGCGCUUUUGUCAUGCCAUUCAGCAUCUACCUUUCGAUCAACGGUCUUCAUUGGCAUCUCCCGCUGUUCGUUUGUCAUUUCUAUUGUGUUCUGGAUGUGGCUGCAAGUACAUCGUCAAUUAUACACUUGGUACUUAUAAGCAUUGACCGAUUUGUGGCUGCUACUAAGCCAGCGGAGUACAAAAUGAUCAAGCACCGUAGACGUGUCUAUAUGGCGAUUGCGAUUACCUGGAUUUUCAGCAUUGGGCUCUCACUUCCUUUAGGAACUGGAUUCAACACUCGAACUCGCCAUUUCCUUCUAAUUGAACAUCAUUGUGGAAUCUAUAACCCGAUCUACAUGCUUGGUAGCAGCAUUUUCGCAUUCUAUCUUCCAUGUUUUAUUAUGAUUAUCACCUAUGGCUACAUUUUCUACACAUUGCGGAAGAGAUUGCGAGCCAUCCAACUGCAGGAAAUGGCCGGAGGUCAAUUUUUGGGAUUCGGCGCGGAUGUCGGUAACAUCACAACGUCUGCAAUCCAAUCAGUUAUUGGAAUCGCUCCGAAGAAUCGCAAUAUGAUCACAUGGGAGAAACCAUUAUUGCGAAAAAUUGAGGAAACUGCAGCAGAGCACGCGAGCUCCCUCAACGAUAGUGAGCGCGAGCAGCUCCAAACCAUUCUCGAAGCCGUUCAUCCAUCGUCAACUGGAAGCCAAGAGAAUACCACAAUUGAAGAGGAUCCCGAUCGUCCUCCAUCAGUCUUGCUCGAGGCAGUCACACUGCGCUGCGAGAUUGACACAAGUGGCCCAAUUUUGGAUAUUCCAAGACCGACAUACACCAAAAACAUGUCUCGAAGGUUUUCGGAUGCCGUCAACUCAAUUUCGCACCGUGGACGAAUGAAAUCGGUGUCGUUUGGAAAUCACUCAAGGAAACGCCGACAUUCCCAUCAGCCAAUGGGAAAUCGUGAAGUUGUGACGUCAGAGGAAUCAAAGAAGCUUCAUUCUUUGAAGCCACCAUUGGUUGAGAAGCGAAAGAUGAGACGCUUAUCCGAAAUGAUCUCAGAUUGGGAGCGACCAUCACGCAGCUCAAUCAGCAACAUGUAUUUAUAUGCAAGGCGUGAGAGCGUCUACAUUGCUCGCAAAAAAUUAGCUGGUCUAAAAGAUUGGGCUCUCAAUCUUCUCGCAAAACUCAAAUCGAAACAAGGAAUGGCAAUUCGCCGCGAGACUCGGGCAACGAAACUUGUGGCUACUGUGAUGGUCGUUUUCCUUGUUUGCUGGCUUCCAUUCUUCACCUUGAAUAUGAUUAAAAUUUACAAGUUGAUAUUCAAUGUUUGGUCGUCUGAUUUGGAAGUUUGGUUCCAUUGGUUUACUGCUUUGGGAUAUUUAAAUUCAUCGCUGAAUUUCUUCAUUUACUCAACGAUCAAUCCGAAAUUCCGCCAUUCUUUCCGUAAACUUCUUGGAUUCCGUCGCUCGUCUCGUCGCCAACGUGAAAAAUCCUGGAUGCUUCCGCCAAGAGAUAGCAGCCGUGGUCCGGCAAAAUGCGGUUGCGGUUUCCACAAAAUUGUAAAAAGUCCGUUGAGAAAAACGAGUAGUGCUGGACCAAUGAACAAUCGCAAAAUAUCGGUGCAGAAGCCAGAGAUCGUUAUUGAUGAAAUCUCUCCAAACCGAAUUUCAAUUUCAGCCGGCGGCAAUACUACUUUUAGAAGAUCAUCUGACGACUGCAUUAGGCGAUCGUCUUCUGAAAUUAUUGGCGGCAUCACACUUCCUUCAAGUAGUAGCAAUGACAAGCGAAGAGGUUCUGGCAUGUCUAAUAGCUCCGCAUCACUUCAUAUACACGAAACUCGUAUGACGUUUGAGGCAAUGGUCAGCGAUCAAGUCGACUGCGAAAUUUUUGUGUAA
Caenorhabditis bovis is the source of this 2085-nucleotide messenger RNA. The record is from the annotation of a GenBank genome assembly. Lineage: Eukaryota; Metazoa; Nematoda; Chromadorea; Rhabditida; Rhabditidae.